AUGGCCAGCUCUGCCGCAACACGCCGCGGACCCCUCACCGCGGACAUCGCGCGGGCUCAGAACGGCAGCCGCGCCUUCCAGCUCCAUCGAUAUCCCAGCGGCCGCAAACGUGCGCCCGCCCAUGUACUUCCGCUGGAAACCCAGCGCGUCCGCUCUCUUCGUGCAUCCUGCGAGGCACACGCAGUUCAACCUACACACGUACGUCGAGUACGUGUGUGGCGCACGCUCGCCGUCCGCAGCCCGCGCACAUCGCCCGGCGAGAAUACGUACAUGGGCAUCUGCACCGACGCGCCGACCAAUCUAGUCACCGGUGGCGGCGCCCAAAUUGGAAUAUCACCCAAGUACGGUGCGUCGCGCAUCAUCGACUCCCUCCUCUCCGUCCUCACACGGCAGCGUUCGCGCAUCGAGCCGCAGAACGCGAGCGAAGUCGGGUGCCCUGCGCGCCGCAGCACAUGGGCGCGCGGGCACGUUCUGGCUGGCUUCGCGCACGCGUACGUCACAGUCGGCGGUCGCGCCGGGCGGCUUCCCGCGCCCGUCGCGCCGCGCUCAUCUGACCACCCGCGCCGCGCGCCCUCUUUCCAUUUCGCCCUUUCUCGCGAGUCGGCUCGCGCGUCGCGUACCGGCACACGUCCGGCGGGCGCGCCCAUCCCGCGCCCGUCGGCGAGUGGCACCACGCAGUCUUCGCACUCCUCCGGGCGGUCGUCGGCUACAGCCGGCUUCGUACACGCCGAGCGGCCAUGA
Molecule: messenger RNA, 741 nt
Organism: Trametes versicolor FP-101664 SS1
Lineage: Eukaryota; Fungi; Basidiomycota; Agaricomycetes; Polyporales; Polyporaceae
Exons: 1
Coding region: 1-741 (246 amino acids)
Source: RefSeq, a predicted model, not a curated record